GCAGCGCGGCCGCGCCCCCCCGCGUGCCCACACCGCGGCCCGGCAUGCCUCCACGCCCGGCGGUUUUGUGCAUAAGGAGUCACUUCGACUUCAGUCCGGCUCUGUGCGAGAACAGAGGCGUCUACUCGGAUGCUGUCCUCACUUCAGCAGCAAGGCACGUCUACCUCCUGCUUCAGUAGCCACAAUUGCUGCCCCGCCCCGCCCCCACGAUGGGUAGACAAAAAAAAAGAAGUGGAAUGUAAAGUUUUGGGGAGCGUCCUCUGAUGGGACUUUACUGCUGUUCUGACUCGCCCAAGAUGUACAUAGACAAAUAAUGGAAGCCCCUGAAUACCUUGAUUUGGAUGAAAUCGAUUUUAGUGAUGACAUCUCUUACUCUAUAACAUCUCUCAAGACCAUCCCAGAAUUAUGUAGAAGGUGUGAUCCCCAAAAUGAAGACAAACCAGUUUCCAGCACCAGCUGGAGCUGUGGUGUUUCAACUCUUAUUGGAAAUGCACAAAAACCGGGAGGAAUUACAGAUAUGUGCAAUAAGUUCAGACCAGUGAAGAGGGUUUCCCCACUGAAGCACCAGCCAGAUUGCUCUGAAAACAAUGAAAGUGAUGACCAAAAGAACCAGAAGGGAGAGUAUCAGAAAGGUAGUGAUUCUCACUCUGCACCUCAGAACGAUGAUCAGUGCCCAGGAGAUGGAGAGAACCUUAAAAGUAAAAGCAUUGAGGCCGGCGUUUUGCUUGGGGAGCUGGAGCACUAUGACCUGGAUAUGGAUGAAAUUUUGGAUGUGCCUUACAUUAAAUCAAAUCAGCAACUCACUGCUUUUACUAAGGUGGCACCAGAGAAAAAGAUUUUGGGUGUAUAUUCAACACUGAAUGGCCUUAGUGGCAAAACCAGCUCUGCAGGGAACACUGAAAACUUGCCAGCCAGCACAACACAGUUUUGUGUUCUGUCCCCUGUGAAAAACUCUCAGCUGAGAAAAAUGCAGCCCAUUGUCCUUGAUCAGCACAAGCAUUUGAAUGAAGAACUAGAGCUUUCCCAGCCUCUAGUUAAAUGUAGUUCAGUCCACGAACCUGAAUCCCAAAGCAAGGGCUUCCUCAGCAGAACGUUUGCUGAUCCCCAGGCUCAUAAAACUGAGAAGACCAUGCCAAACUGCCAGCUGAGGACUUUUCAUCUGCAGACGGCAGUGACAGAAAACAAACUUGAUGAACUGAACAGUAAUAUAAACUGGAACAGUGUAGGAGGCCCAGAAGAAAGGAGUGAAGAUGUGAAAAAAAUUAAAAGUAUCCUAAAUAUUGUGAAAGAAGGGCAAAUAUCAUUAUUGCCACACCUGGCAGCAGACAAUCUGGACAAAAUUCAUGAUGAAAAUAACAACAAUCUGUUGCACAUAGCAGCAUCACAGGGACAUGCUGAAUGUUUGCAGCAUCUCACUUCUUUGAUGGGAGAAGACUGUUUGAAUGAACGGAACAGUGAACAACUAACUCCAGCUGGAUUAGCAAUAAAGAACGGUCAGUUGGAGUGUGUACGGUGGAUGGUGAGUGAAACGGAAGCUAUUGCCGAAUUGAGUUGCUCUAAAGAUCACCCAAGCCUUAUUCAUUAUGCAGGUUGUUAUGGUCAGGAGAAAAUCCUGCUUUGGCUUCUUCAGUUUAUGCAAGAGCAAGGAAUAUCCCUGGAUGAAGCUGACCAGGAUGGUAACACUGCCGUUCAUGUAGCAGCCCAACAUGGUUACCUAGGGUGUAUACAGACAUUGGUUGAAUAUGGAGCAAACGUCACUAUGCAAAACCAUGCUGGAGAAAAACCUUCACAAAGUGCUGAGCGACAUGGGCACACCAUGUGUUCCCGUUACUUGGUCGUUGUGGAGACAUGCAUGUCAUUGGCAUCUCAGGUUGUGAAGCUAACUAAACAACUGAAGGAGCAAACAGUAGAACAUGUGACAUUACAGAAUCAACUCCAGCAGCUUUUAGAGGCCCAGAGAACAGAGAGCGUAUCACUACCAACAUCCCCAAGUUCACCAUCAUCUCCUGCUUCUGGCAAACCCCAGUGGAAACCGUGUGACUCAGAUGACUUGUCUGUAUCGAAAAGUAAAUUGAACACCCAAGAUGGGAUUCAGAUUCUUGGCAGCGUGGGAACUGCCAACCGCACUCGGUCCAAGAUGAAAGAUGAGGAUUCAGAUAAAAUCCUGCGCCAGUUGUUGGGGAAGGAAAUCUCUGAGAAUGUCUGUAUGCAGGAAAAGCUGUCAUUGGAAUUUCAGGGUGCUCAUGCUUCCUCCAAGAACAUAAAGAAAAUUUUGCCAGAGAAAAGGGAGUUGAAGUUAGCCAGACUGAGGCAGCUUAUGCAGAGAUCCCUGAGUGAGUCUGAUACAGACUCAAAUAAUUCUGAGGACCAGAAGAACAUUCCUAUGAAAAGAACUGACAAACCAAGGCCGCAACCCAUUGUGGAAAGUGUUGAAAGCACAGAGAGUUUGCACCUGAUGAUUAAGAAACACACUACAGCAGCAGGGCGCCGGUUUCCCUUUGGCAUUAGAGCUUCCAAGUCUGUGGAUGGCCAUAGUCCGUCCCCUACUUCAGAAAGCAGCGAUCCAGAUAAUGAGUCUCAGUAUCAGUCUGGUACCGUAUCUCAGAGCCAGGUUUCUGGAGAUACCUCUCAGUCCAACUCUGACAGUGCUACUGUUCAGAAGGUUGCUACAAGUCCUAAAAGUGCCCUCAAGUCCCCUUCUUCAAAGCGCAGAACCUCCCAAAAUUUAAAACUGAGAGUAACCUUUGAGGAGCCUGUGGCACAGGUGGAGCAAACAGAGAUUGAACUGAAUGAGGAAAAGGAUAAAGACCGGGGCAAAUCAGUCCAAAGAGCUCCACUCAGCACAGAAGCUGGGGACCAGUUGAAAAGGCCAUUUGGAACAUUUAGAUCCAUAAUGGAGACUCUGAGUGGCAACCAAAACAACAACAACAACUGUCAAACAGCAAAUCUGAUCAAAACCUCAUCAACAUUGCCAUUUACCUCAUUAGGAAGGAAGGCUGCAGAAAGCAAAGGGAAUCCGACCACUCCUAUUAAAGGAAAAAAUAAGACAGGGCAUUAUUCCAGUUACACCAAUCUUUCUUCUAGCACAUUGAUUGAAGAACGCCUGUAUAACUAUGCUUGGCAUAACAACAUCAACAGGAAAAGGCAGAAAUCUUACAACCAAAAAAGAAUUGAAGAGCCAGAGUUACAGGAGUUCUUUCUUUAAAUUACAUCUCAUGGUGUCUCACUAUCUCCCUUCAAGCGUGAUUUGAAAUGCCUGAACUAUAUCCUUUUAAAACACUAAUACGAGACACAACCCUCACCAGCAAAACAACAGACUGUUAGGAUGCCUUAAUUUGUAGCAGCAAAACCAUAUACAAGCCCUUUUUUAUGAUAUUGUGUUAUGAUAUUGAACUUGUUUGCAACGUCCAGUGUUUAAAGGCAUGAGUGAGUAAAGUAAUGGUUUGGAAAUUGUAAUAACACAGGCAACCUCUAGAACGUUGAUCUGGCCCCUGAGCACAUUUUUGUACUUCAUCUAUUGCAUGGAUAAACUGUAAUAUGACUAUAUUUCCCUUUCUUCAUGACAUACUGUAAAAAUUUCAGUCAGGACUCUGCCUGCUCGGCUCCUGGAUGAGACCAAGGCAGUAGCGUUGUUUUUUGGGUUUUUUUGGUCAAGUAUGUUUUGUCUGUUGUUUCUAUUUUUUGUAUAAAGGAAAUAAAAACAGUGUUCACAGCAAUAUACCAUGUGUAUGUGCCCAGGCACUUCUGAGAUGUGCUCUUGUCAGCUUCCAACUUCCCACUUUUACAGUGUUCAAACACCUAGACUUAACGCAAUUCGGAAAAGUCAAAUUAUGUCCAAAAUCGGUAUAAAAAUUUUAAUGGAUUUUUCUUGUUUUCAAAAGAAAAUACAGAGAGAUUAGAAGUGUGGAAAUAAAUGUGAGAAUUAACAUGUAUCAUUCUUUAUUAUUUGCCAGGUACUAGUAAUGGGCUCUAUGCUGUACAUUAGACAUAGACAUAGUCUCUAAGCAUUAGACAUAGUCUCUGGCCUGAAGCCCCUGCACUCUGUUAGGCUCUGUUUCAAAUAUUUUCAAAAUCAAGUAUCUUCCUUUAAAUUCAACAUGAGCUAGCUCAGACUUUGAAAGCCAGCACAAGUAACAAGUAACCCUGAGCAAUUCAUAGAAGCACAGGUCAGGGCUAUAUUGUUAAUGUCAUCUCUAUUUUUGCUUUUUAAAUAGUGUUGAGUUGAAGAAGGCUAUUAGCAGCUUUUUACGGGUUAGUAUUUUAGAGUUUCAUGGAAGAAGUCAGUCUUUAAGUCUUCGUUGAGUUCACUUGUAGGUUUCUUAUACGUUAUCCAAACAUCACAUUAGGCACUCCUUAAAGUAUGCAGUCCUAAAGGAGACUGGCGAACAAUGGUUAAAUUAAUCAUUUUUCUCUCCUUUACAUCAUUUCUUAUCAGCUAUGCCACCUUGGCUUGGUGGAAAGAUUUUAAUACCUGACAUUGGGUUUCCACAGAGUUUAAAAAAAAAAUACAAGAAGCAUUACUUGAUAGCAAACUUUCCAGUAACAUUAUUUCCCCCAAAAAGAUUAGCUGCAACAUUGGGAUUAUACAAGUUAAUUUUGUAGUUAUUAUAUGAUGGGUGAUAUAAAGUGAGAGGCCAAGGUAUAGUUUGAUGGAGUAAAAUGCAGUCACUUUGGGUCACUUUUCAUCAUUAUGUUGUGUUUAAUGUUGCAACUGUCUUUGACUUGCAGGGAGAUGUGUUGUUCAAUGCCCUGCGCUUGCUUGCAGGCUUUAUACAACAAUGCCUUCAAGUAACAUACCAAUGAUGAGAAAUACCAAUGAUGAGAGAUUAGAAAAAUAACAAAUGGAAAUAGAGAAGCAAAUACUGUUAGAAAUGAAAUUCUGAAUUUCUGUCAACGUCCUCAGUCCUUAUCUUUCCUUUGGCAAUGCUUUAAUUUUCAAAUACAAGUAAUAAGCUGUGCACUCCAGCUGACCUGAGCUGUGGCUUUUAGAAAAACAGCACAACUUCCAAAAUAUCUGACAGCUAGGAAUAGUGAUACCUCAAAUGGGGCCUCCAGUGCUCCAUGUGUGCAUGAGAAAUGGAAAUCAAAGUGUGAAGAAGUACAUGUGUUCCAGUCACUGGAGUGUUGAAAGGUGACUUCAGAAUAAGAGGUGAGGAUCCUGUCUCUAAUGUAUGAAUUUCUUGAGGUAAAUUGAAGAUUUGUGUUUUUAAGAAUAUGAGCUGUAUGGACAACAGUCUUAUGGACAUCACAGAGUAUACAAACAUAACUUGGUUUAUGAAGGACAGGCAGACAGUUAAUUCAGAUGAAAUCAAACUUGCAGCAUGUUAAAAAUGUUCUCCCCUCAACAAUGGCUCCUCCAUAACUGCACGCUUAAAGAUGACAGGUCUGACAUUCUAGAGGAAGACUCGCCUAAGAAUGUGACGGACCGAGAUUUGAAAGACAGCUUGAUUCCUUUGGGGCGCUGAAUCAGCAAGGAGAUUAACAUGUGUGCAGCUCUCUUGACUGAUUUGAUGUGUGCAAGCACUCUGUAGCUGUCUAUAAUAUCUUUGCCACAGCAGGGGACAAGGUACGCCUUGAUGAAAAGAUUUGCAACAACCUAAGGUGUAAAUAUUGUCAAGUACUGGAAGAAAGGAAUUGCCUCUUCUGGACAUGAGGGUUUAUGAGGACACCUGCUGUUGGUUAGCUUCCAAUGUCAAAUGAGUGUAAUUGUGUUCCAUAUCAAAUUACCCAAGCACUGAUAGAAUGGGAUACCAAAAAAUACCAAAAAUUUAUUGUAAAAGAUUCCAUGGAUAGUUCUGGCUAGGAAUAAUGCCAAAAGUUCCUAGAUAACAGGAGAAUAAAAGAGUAUGAAAGUGCUGGAUGUUAUAACUGACAUCCAUAUGCACAUUUGGUACACAUUACCUGGGUUUCUGAAUACAUCCAUUUACUCGGCAUCAGCCCAGUUUUCACCUGCAGAAAGUUAUGGGUGGCAAACUAAUCCAACAGAGAAGUUUGACUGCCAUCAACAUAAAAAAUGAGCUCCUGGCUUUCUACAUCACACACGAGCUCUACAAUUCUCAAGUCAUCUUUGUCUUCCUGCCUGGCAGCCAAGUUGGAAAAGGAGGGAACAGUCACCUUACCUUAUUAUUAUCUUGUAUCAACUAUAGAACCAAAGGAGAAGGUAAAUGAUUAUUUGGAUAUCAUUUUCUCCUCACUGGCUGCUUCAUCCCUUGCAAAUCAUAAAGGUGGAUUUUGUGGGUGCAGAAUGCAUAAAUGGCCUUCUUUGCUGCUGAGGCAUGAGGUGAAGAUUGCUCUCACGAGCCAGGAACUUCAGUGACUGUUAUUUGCUUCAAUGGAGCUAUUCUGGCUCAUGACCUAUAUAAGUCUGGGAGUGAUUGCUAAUGAACCAUUGUGUUCCUGUCCUGAUGAGGCUAUCACAAAGCAUUCAUUGAACUUAAAGCAUAUUUCAAUUUCAGACAUACUGAAGAAUUUCAAAAAUAAGUAACAUCUAUCUAGGCAUCUUAAAGGUUUUAUAUUGCAGUCCAUUAUCAUAGUAUCUGUACUACAUUCACUUAAUCCAGUAGCAAAAGUAAAGUCUAUAGCAGCUAUAAUGUAGUCUUUGGCUCUUCUCUGUUCUUUUUUUAGAUUUAAAAAAAAUCCUGUCAGGUUGUUUCAGUUUAAAUUGAGUUUUGUUUGUUCAUUGCAGAAGUUUUGGGGUUUUGUUUGUUUUGAUCCUGGUGUUUGACUACACUGAGUGUCAUCGAUGUGAGUAUGGCUCUUUAUUCUAUUGGGAGAGUACUGGGCGAUGUGUUAUCUUAUGUUAGUACAGCUGUGUUGUCAUUACAUAGUUCAUUCAUUUUUAAAUUUUGCAUUAAAGGAAAAAAUGUUCGUGCAGUAGGUUAUUAAUAAAUGAAAUACACUAGGUCCAGCACAAUCAGUUUGUGAGGAUCUUGAAGAAAGAUGACAAGAUGGAGAGGCAAGGGAAACAGUAGUUUAUGUUUAACAUUUGUUCUACUCAAGCUGUCACUCAGAAUCUUCCCUGUAAUGUUAAUCUGACAUAAGAUCAAUGGCAAACAAAGUAUGAGUGGCAGCAUAACAAUAAAAAUAUUCCAUCAUCCAUACAUUUGUAACACUGAUAACUGGCAUGGAAAUGUGUUUGUUGAAAGGUGCUUUGC
Messenger RNA from Alligator sinensis (Chinese alligator), 7154 nucleotides. It is a transcript of the gene SNCAIP, whose product is annotated as synuclein alpha interacting protein. Gene Ontology annotation, molecular function: ubiquitin protein ligase binding. NCBI's taxonomy places the organism in Eukaryota, Metazoa, Chordata, Crocodylia, Alligatoridae. The record is from RefSeq and is a predicted model, not a curated record. The transcript is spliced from 12 exons. The coding region runs from base 314 to 3205 and encodes 963 amino acids.